Molecule: messenger RNA, 927 nt
Organism: Rhagoletis zephyria (snowberry fruit fly)
Lineage: Eukaryota; Metazoa; Arthropoda; Insecta; Diptera; Tephritidae
Source: RefSeq, a predicted model, not a curated record
AUGCUCACCAAUGAACGCGAGCCAGCGGACGGCUGUGACGGCUACGAUGGCUCCUCCAAUUCCACCAACAACAAUUCGAACUCCAACUCCAUCUCCAACAGAUCAUCUCGGACGCGAGGAGACGGCGCCGAGUCGCCGAACCGCUUCACCGACGGCGGCGGCCAAAGCCACCAUCACCAGCACCAGAACUUGCAGCAAAGCUCGCGGAGAAGGCGCAGCUCGCCGGCGAUGAAUUCAAAUUCGAACUCCAACAACUCCAACAACCACAGCCACAACAGCAGCAGCAGCAAAGCAGGCAGCCCCAGCGACUCCACGGAAGACCUGAGCAGCCUCCGCUGUUCCAGCCUCCAAAUGGAGGCCGUCCAGAAGAAACAACAGCAACAACAAGCCAGAGGCAACCGCCAGCCCACCGCCGGCUACCCGGGCCUCGCCUUCGGCUCGCCCAUGUUCAGCAACACCAUCUUCAAGUUCAAUCUAAUAGCAAAUGAACUCCGCGACCUGAAGGUCAACCAGCUGAAGCGGGCCGAGGGCGAGGUGGAGACGCUGCAUCGGCGCCUCGAGGCCAUCGAGGCGCACCUGGAGCGCGGCCGCGAAUCGCUUCGCCUCACCGGCGCCCAGCUCGAGGAGGCCCACCAGGAGGCGGUGGCCGACGAGCGGCUACGGGAGCAGCUCGAGGACGUUCGAUGCUCCGACCUGGAGGCCUGCAAUGAUUCCUCCUCCUCUUCCUCCUCCACCACUACGUCCACUUCAACUGCUUCCUCGUCGAAGCAGCUCGAAGCGGCCGAGGACGACCGAAUUAGCUUUCUGCAGGCGCAGCUGGCCGCCGCCCGGCGCAUUGCCGAGGAGUCGGAGCGGAAGAUGGCCGAGGCGAGGGCGAUGGUGAUAGCUAAAGGAGGUACAGGUGCUACCACAAACUCCACCGCUUGA